Molecule: messenger RNA, 708 nt
Organism: Lizanozyma spartinae
Lineage: Eukaryota; Fungi; Ascomycota; Pichiomycetes; Serinales; Debaryomycetaceae
Gene: MED20
Product: Med20p
Exons: 2
Coding region: 1-708 (235 amino acids)
Biological process (GO): regulation of transcription by RNA polymerase II
Cellular component (GO): mediator complex
Molecular function (GO): transcription coregulator activity
Source: RefSeq, a predicted model, not a curated record
AUGAUGAUAUUAGUGCAAAAUGCAACCCCCGAGACUAUUUUACUGUUUCAUGAUCAAUUAUCGAAUGAACUUCCAAAUAUCAAAGGCAAAUGGGGAUUCAAUUUCAAAAUCUUUAGAAACAAUCAUUUUUCAGUACCACCCGAGUUAGCUGAUACGCAUUCAAGUUCUCCAGAAACUACGUUUCUCCACACGCUUUCACCAUCCUACAUGGCUCAUACGACCAUUACACUUAUCAAUCGUAAAACCAGUGGGGUUUUCUGUACUUCAGUUAAGGAAGAAAAUGGUUCUGAUGAUGCGCUAUAUGCCAUUCCCGAUAAGCAUUUGAAUCUUGGAGCUACUACAGGCUUAAAUGAUCCCUUUGAUUCGUUUGUGCAUCAAAAACUCCAAGCAGCUUGGUCUCAAAAACAAAUUAUUCGAGGUGAUGGUGGUCAAAUUUAUGAACUACAAAAUGGUAACUUAAUAUUCAGAACUUCAAACGUGUUUUUACAUGGGAUUUUCAAAGGUUUACUUAUUCAGAUAGAGAUAUUGGAUACCGGGAUUCCUCCGGCAAAAUUAUCAGAUAUUAAUGAAAUCCAAGCCCUUUUCAAAACAAUCAUUCAAAAAUAUAGAAUCCCAGAAGGAACAACAUGUUACGAUGUUUUAAACGCCAAACAUUUGGAUACUUGUGGAGAUCUUGCACUUCAAUAUUCUUACAUACUUAACUUUUGA